Molecule: messenger RNA, 1938 nt
Organism: Lachancea meyersii CBS 8951
Lineage: Eukaryota; Fungi; Ascomycota; Saccharomycetes; Saccharomycetales; Saccharomycetaceae
Source: the annotation of a GenBank genome assembly
AUGACAGAGGCCGAGCCGGUCUUUAUGAACGGCGGCGGCGGAGGAUUUGCCGCCGCCGCCGUACAAAAGCAUGAGGAUGUUGCCCCUAACGGUGACCACGUGAGGUCGGCGGCUAGCGCCGCUAGCGGCGCUACCACCGCUGAGCUCCCGCUCCAUCAAGAAACCCAACCACCAACCGUCAAGCCAGAUGAGAACUCCACAACCGUGCCCGCCACAACCGUGCCCACCACGGCCACACCCGCGCCAGCACCGCCGCCAGAACCAGAUCUCAACAACCUGCCCCAGAACCCACUCCCCAAACACCAGAACAAACACGCCACCACGGCCGUCAAGGCCGUCAAACGUCUAAAAGACGCCCGGCCCUUCCUACAGCCCGUCGACCCCGUCGCGCUCAACGUGCCGCUCUACUACAACUUCAUCCAGCGGCCCAUGGAUCUUGGAACCAUCGAGCGCAAGUUGCAACUCAACGCGUAUGAAACGCCAGAACAAGUGUCGGCAGACUUCAAGCUCAUGGUCAAAAACUGUGUUCGUUUCAACGGCGAGGCCGCCGCCAUCUCGCAGAUGGGUCGCAACAUCGAGGCCAGCUUCGAAAAACACAUGCUGGGAAUGCCAGCGCGCGACGCUCCGCCAAGACCACGCGUCAAACGUCGCCGUUCAGAGCUCGAAACCCCUGUGGUGAUACGUCGGGCCGAGUCCCACAACGGCAGACCCAAACGUGAGAUCCACCCUCCCAAAUCCAAGGACAUCUACCCAUACGAGUCGUCCAAACCGCGUUCCAAGAAACACCAAACUGAGCUGCGAUUCGCACAACAAGUGGUCAAAGAGCUCAUGUCCAAAAAAUACAGCUCUUUCAACUACCCAUUUCUGGAACCCGUGGACCCAGUGGCUCUCAAUUGUCCCACAUAUUUCGACUAUGUCAAACAGCCCAUGGAUUUGGGCAGCGUGAGUAGAAAGCUCAGUAAUUGGGAGUACGAAAACGUCGAACAAGUGGAAGCAGACGUGCGACUCGUGUUCAAAAACUGCUACGCAUUCAAUCCAGACGGCACGAUCGUCAACAUGAUGGGCCACCGUCUCGAAGAAGUGUUCAAUUCUAGAUGGGUGGAUCGACCCGUCGUGGCAGACGACGAGUCCGACGAGUCUGACGAGGGCGAAUCGGACUACUCCAGCGAUGACAACGGCUUAGACAUCAACGGUGGUUCCGGUGGUGUCGGUGCCGGUGCUGGUGGACAAGACGAUAACGACGUGGACGAAAGUCUGAUCACCAACCCAGCGAUCCAGUAUCUCGAACAGCAACUGGCACGCAUGAAGGUAGAACUACAAAACCUCAAGAAACAAGAAUUAGAACGCAUUCGCAAAGAACGGCGACUAGCCAGGGGAACCCGCAAGAGACGUACAGGUCGCAAGAAAUCUAGAACCGAUGCAAACGGCCACGGGAGACGCAAAAAGAGCAAGUUGAAAACGGUGGUCACUUACGACAUGAAGAAAAUCAUCUCCGAACGAAUCAAUGACCUGCCGGCAUCCAAGCUGGAAAAAGCCGUGGAAUUGAUCAGGAAAUCGAUGCCGGACAUUGGUAAAGAAGAUGAAGUCGAGUUGGAUAUCGACAUGCUAGAUAAUACCACUAUUUUGACGCUUUUCAACACGUUUUUCCGGGCGUACGCCGACACCAGCAAUGGGAACGGAGCUGCUGCAGACGAUGCUUUGACGAGCCGCAGCUCGCUGUCUCCGAAUGCAGCCGGAUCCAAGAGGGCCAGACGCAGAAGCAAAGCUCUGAGCGAACAAGAGCAAAACAAACAGAUCGAAAAGAUCAAAAACAAACUAGCUAUAUUGGACGGAGCUUCGCCAAACACCGCGAACGCCUUCAGCAACCUUGCUGCGGGUGAAGAUUCCUCCGAUGAUGAUGACGACGACGACUUAAGCAGCGAAAGCGAAGAAGAGUAA